Messenger RNA from Cajanus cajan (pigeon pea), 1191 nucleotides. RefSeq lists its product as uncharacterized. The record is from RefSeq and is a predicted model, not a curated record. Gene Ontology annotation, biological process: root development; shoot system development. NCBI's taxonomy places the organism in Eukaryota, Viridiplantae, Streptophyta, Magnoliopsida, Fabales, Fabaceae.
AGUAAGGCGAUUUGUGAUCCAACUUUUUUCUUUUUUUGUAUUUUGUUUCUACGUCUUGGAAUAAUUGGGCAGCCCCUAUAUAAAGAGAGUCAAGAACUUUGUAAGAGCAUUCAAAAAUUGAGCUGAAAGUGAAAGAGAAAACAACAAAUUAGAAGAGCAAUUAACCAUGGCAAAUAAGUACCAUGUUAGAUCAAUUAGUUUGCCUACUAGAUCUCAUCCUAGCACCAUUAGAGUGGAAGAGGAGUUAAGCAAGCUCAAGAUUUGGGAAGAAACAUCCACAUCCAUAUCCACAUUAGAUUCCAUUCACACUGGCCUAUCCUUGCUUGAAGAUUUGUACCUUAGUUUGGAUGAUCUUCUCAACAUGGCAUCAACCCAACAAGUGAUUUCUCACCAUAGAGGUGAUAAGUGUGUGGAAGAGGUGUUGGAUGGUUCUGUGAGAAUUUUGGACACAUGUGGCAUCACAAGGGACACCAUGUUGCAAAUCAAGGAAAAUGUCCAAGCCCUUCACUCUGCUCUUAGGAGAAGAAAAGGAGAGUCAUGUGUUGAAACAAGUGUGGCUGAGUACAAAUUGUUCACCAAGAUGAUGAAGAAGAAUGCUAACAAGUUGAUCACAUCUUUGAAGCAGAUGGAUGGAAAAUUUGGGGUGUCACCACUUUUGGGUCUUGAUCAUCACCUUGGUGCUGUGAUUAGAGUGCUUAGGGAAGCCAUUCUGAUCAACUUGUCAGUUUUUCAAUUUAUUUUGUCAUUCUUGACCAUGUCUUCGUCGAAUUCUAAGGGAACCAAGUGGUUGGUGGUGGCAAAGUUGAUGCACAAGGGGGUGAAACCUUGUGAAGAAAACUCCGAGAAUGUGAAUGAGUUGCAGUGUGUGGAAGCAGCUUUGAGCACCCUUUUGAAUGAAGGUGCUAAUGAUGAGAAGAUGCAGGUGGCACAUGAGAGAUUGGAGGCUUUGGAGAAUGCCACUGAAAGUGUUGAGAAUGGCUUGGAGAGUGUGUUUAGGCGAUUGAUUAAAACUAGAGCUUCCCUUUUGAACAUUAUCUCCCAGUAGAGUGUUUUCAAUAGCAAUUUUUAUCAAAUCCUGCAAAUGCAUCCAAAUUUUAGGGAUCUGCUGAGGAUUAUUACCUCAAUGAUUUGUAGAUGUAUAAUAUUCAAAAGUAAUGCAUUGAAAUGUAAAGAAAAUGUUCAUUGUCUAUA